Rosa chinensis is the source of this 1077-nucleotide messenger RNA. Its product is annotated as leucine-rich repeat extensin-like protein 1. The record is from RefSeq and is a predicted model, not a curated record. Lineage: Eukaryota; Viridiplantae; Streptophyta; Magnoliopsida; Rosales; Rosaceae. The transcript has 4 exons. Bases 1 to 843 code for a protein of 280 amino acids.
AUGAGUGUUGCUCCCUCCUCCAGCCACAUCCUCCGCUGGCUCAGGCAGACCUCCGCUCCGCCACACUCGAAGCUGCAACUCCGCCCAACUUGCAGCUCCGCCAGCCGCAACCCCGAGGCUCCGCCCAACCUGCAGCUCCAGGGCUCCGCCCAGCUUCGCCGCUGGGAGUUCUUCCGCCGAACUGUAGCUCCGUCCAACUUCGACCGGGCUCGUAGUCUCCGUCAGGCUCGGCUCCGCCAGACUUCAGCUCCGCUGAACUUCAGCUUCGGCCGGACACCGGCGCUCUCCUCCGCCACCCCUCCCUUUUUCAACUUUUCCCGCCAGUUCCUAUCAUCUCCGCUGAACUCGAGCUCGGAGCCUCAGCUCUACUUUGCAGCUCCGCCGGACCCAACUGCUGCUCCCUCCGCCAGCCAGUACUACCGCCGCACAACCUCGGACGGAAAAUCUCCCGCCACACUGUGCACCGCUAGCCUUCUCCGCCGAGCACCAUGCUUCGCUCCGCUGGACUGUUCACCGCCGGCAUCUUCCGCCAGGCUCUACCAGGUUGCAAGACCGAGCAAAGAUCCGCUCCGCCAACCAGCUGCCACCGCUAGCUAUCCUCCGCCGAACUCCGAGCCUCCGCCGAGCUCAAGGUCACGGCCACCUCAGCUGAGCUCUAGUCCUCCGCUAGUAGGACAAGCCUCCGCUGAGCACCGAGAUAGUCAUCCACUCCGCUGGACAAAGGCUCCACUCAGCCAUCCAAGAGCUCCGCUAGCCACUCUCCCUGGGCACCAUCCGCCAACAGUGCCAGGAGCUACCGCCAGCGGCCUCUUGAGAUCACCAACCUCUAAUCUCCUUCACUAGCGUUGUGCCCAGCAGCUUCUGCUUCGCUCACUCAGCGGCAGGUCUGUCGAACAGCAGUCCGGCAUUCUCAAAGGAAAAGCUAAGUCAAAUAUUUUCUGCUUGUCUAUCAUUGGGUCCAUCAUAUGUUUACACAUAUACCUAUUGCAUAGACACAGCCAUGAUUCACACUUAGUUGCGCUGUUGAUCAAAUACUUUGGAUACACGUGUGUACUCAUGCAUACACCUUCAUACUCU